AUGAGGGCAAUUUUGAAGUAUCCAGAUUAUUUUAAAGUUGCCAGUUUAUUUACUGUAGAAGACCUUUUCAAAGCCCGAGUUCACCUAGGACACAAAGAGGGGUCUCUUGAUCCGUGCAUGCAUCCCUUCAUCUUUGGGUCUCGCCUUGGUCAUCUCAUCAUAGAUCUUGACCAGACAUCGCAACAUUUACGUGAAGCUCUGAACUUCACAGCUCACAUAGCUUACCGUGGAGGAAUCAUACUUUUUGUCUGUAGGAAUCCACAAUUUCAGCAUCUGGUAGAAAACACGGCCAAAGAUUGUGGCGAGUAUGCUCACACCAGAUUUUGGCAAGGAGGAAUCCUCACGAACUCAACCAUCCAGUUUGGAUGUGAAACUCGGUUACCAGACCUUGUAAUCUUUAUUAAUACCUUGAACAAUGUCCUCACUCAGCAUACUGCAGUCAGAGAUGCAGCAAAGAUGUUGAUUCCUACUGUUGGUAUUGUCGAUACGAAUUGUAACCCAAACCUUAUCACAUACCCUGUCCCUGGAAAUGACGACACUCCUUCAGCUGUAAAAUUAUUCUGA
Messenger RNA from Penaeus vannamei (Pacific white shrimp), 564 nucleotides. Lineage: Eukaryota; Metazoa; Arthropoda; Malacostraca; Decapoda; Penaeidae. The record is from RefSeq and is a predicted model, not a curated record.